Salvelinus sp. IW2-2015 is the source of this 1643-nucleotide messenger RNA. The record is from RefSeq and is a predicted model, not a curated record. NCBI's taxonomy places the organism in Eukaryota, Metazoa, Chordata, Actinopteri, Salmoniformes, Salmonidae.
CUACGAAACUGCAGCACCUACGAAAACUGCAGCACCCUACGAAAACUGCAGCUCUACGACAACUGCAGCUCUACGACAACUGCAACUCUACGACAACUGCAACUCCUACGACAACUCCAGCCUACGACAACUGCAGCCCUACGACAACUCCAGCUCCUACGACAACUCCAGCUCCUACGACAAACUCCAGCUCCUACGACAACUGAAGAUCCUACAACAACCACAACUGCAGCUUUUCCGAGAACUACCACUGCUCCUACUAUCAAUAGCACCAUAGAAGCUCCUACUUCCACAACCAUAACUGAAGCUUCUAUAACCACCACAACUCUAUCUUCUACUAUGACAACCACAAUUCAGCUGCCAUAAUGACAACUACAAGUCAGCUCCAACAAUGGCAACUCCAGCCUUACAACCACCACCACCACUGUAGCUUCUAGCAUGGCAAUCAACCUGCAGGUCCUACAACAACGACCACAACUGUUGCUCCAACAAUGACUACAACUGCAGCACCUACAAGUACAAACACAAUUGUACUUCCAACUUCUAUGGCUUCAGUGACAUCAACAACCAGAUUUGGCACAGUGAUAGUUUUUGUUAGACUGGUGUUCCAGCUCAAGACACCAGUCCCCAAAGAGGAUGAUGUCCUUGGUGUCAUCAACAAGCAACUGUCUCGUCAAUUCAACAUUCAGAGAAGCACUCAAACCACCUUCCAGAAUGCAACUUAUAUCAAACUUACACAUACUUCAUUUGCCGUCGAUCUUGGUUUCAAAAUAACCAAUGUAACCAUGGAGUCUCCAAGAGAUAGACUCACAUUCACCAGUGAGACCUACAACAAGAUACAGGAUUCAAUUAACAGCCUACUCCAUGAUAUUCUUAGUAAACCAGACGGCACACAAUUUGUCUUUCCCAAUGCCAACUUCACUGCUGAUGGCACUCAAAUCAGGGCAGACAUKAUGUAUGUAUACAAAGAGGAAGACAUCAAGCUCCCUAGUGCUUUUCUACAGGAAGUCUUAAAAGUCUCAGGUCUCCUAAAAACCACGGUUGCCCCAACAACUACCAGCACCACACCACUUACUACCCUUUUGCUGACCACUCCUUUCAAUACCACAAGUGAUGGAGGUUUUCCUGGCUGGGCUCUGGCCAUUAUCAUCCCUUGUGGCAUCGCUAUCAUUCUGAUACCCCUGUGGAUCCUGCUAUGUUGCAUGCUAUGUGGCUGUUGUGCAGCUGUAAGGAGACGCUGGCACAGACGUAGAUCUUACAAUGUACAGUACACCACCAGAAACCGUUUCUUCUGAGGUGACAACGCUAACAUCUGUGGGCAACUGUCAUCACAAGGACAACCAAUCAUCUAUAUCUGCUAAUCACGGCACUUUAAUGYRUGGAAAAUUCCUUGUUACUACACACAAUUGCAUCUGAAAAGAUCAAGUGGGGAGUUGCAUAUAUUUGUAUCAUAAAAAGAAAAUUGAUAAUGGGCUUAAUAGGCCACAUGUUUUUUGCGAAAUGUACUACCUUUUAUAUUAUACAUAUAUGAUUGUUAAUCAAAGUUACAGCUGAGCUGAACAAGGAAUGUUUAUAUAUUUAUUAGCUAUGUCAUUUGUGGUUUCAAGCUGUGCUGUCCACUUACUAAAACAUGUAUCACUUAU